GCCGCCUACGAGAUGCCCGCGUUCACGGCAGAGCUCCUCACCCCCUUCCCCCGGGUUGGGGUGCCCGUGAAGUUCGACAAGCUCCUCUACAACGGCCGGCAGAACUACAACCCCCAGACGGGCAUCUUCACCUGCGAGAUCCCCGGCGUCUACUACUUCGCCUACCACGUCCACUGUAAAGGGGCCAACGUGUGGGUGGCUCUGUUCAAGAACAACGAGCCGCUGAUGUACACCUACGACGAGUACAAGAAGGGCUUCCUGGACCAGGCGUCGGGCAGCGCCGUGGUCCAGCUGAGGCACGGAGACAAGGUUUACGUUCAGAUGCCCUCCGAGCAGGCGGCAGGACUCUAUGCCGGGCAGUACGUUCACUCCUCUUUUUCAGGAUAUUUAUUGUAUCCCAUGUAAAACAAAAAACAGACACACACACACACACACACACACACAAAACCAAAACCUUUCUUCUCCGCUUCAAACUUCCAUACUAGGAAAGAUGCAUUUUAUGACCAUUUCAGACCAUCUUGUACAAAAAAAUAAAAAAUAAUAAAUACAAAGUUUAACGUUAUGCACAGCUAGUUAUAAAAA
Messenger RNA from Merops nubicus (carmine bee-eater), 582 nucleotides. RefSeq names its product collagen alpha-1(VIII) chain-like. The coding region runs from base 13 to 405 and encodes 130 amino acids. NCBI's taxonomy places the organism in Eukaryota, Metazoa, Chordata, Aves, Coraciiformes, Meropidae. The record is from RefSeq and is a predicted model, not a curated record. The transcript has a single exon. Gene Ontology annotation, molecular function: protein binding.